Molecule: messenger RNA, 8316 nt
Organism: Oreochromis niloticus (Nile tilapia)
Lineage: Eukaryota; Metazoa; Chordata; Actinopteri; Cichliformes; Cichlidae
Gene: map3k13
Product: mitogen-activated protein kinase kinase kinase 13
Exons: 16
Coding region: 295-3360 (1021 amino acids)
Biological process (GO): protein autophosphorylation; JNK cascade
Cellular component (GO): cytoplasm
Molecular function (GO): ATP binding; MAP kinase kinase kinase activity
Source: RefSeq, a predicted model, not a curated record
UAGACCGUACCAUUCUGUGUGGACAGUAAAUAGAUGGACCCGGAGACGACAGGCGGACCUGUGUGAGGGACGGAGAAGCGCCGAAUGGUGAGAAGCUGAAUCCAGUUCCCACUCUGCAGACCUCUGAGAUGGUCAGAAACCACCUGACAGUUCGGCCCGGCUUUUUCCCCCCUCCACACAUCCCUGCCUCAGCUGAGAGAGGACCAUGAAUCUGAGCCGUGUCUGCUGUGAUUUUCAGCAUUUAGACAAACCAGUGUGUUAGGACACGUCCCACUCAUCGUCACUGAGCAGCCCAUGCACAUGCACGACACCAUGGGCAGCUCCCCUGAGGUGCUCUCUUGGACUUCCUGUCCCAGUCUACUGGUGGGCAAGCUGAAGGAGGAGCUCAAACUCACUGUGGUUGGGGACAGCAUGAAGAAAUCCAGCUCGCCUAACUCCCAACCGCAGCCUCCUCAGGCCCCUCUCUCCAACUUACCUCCUCAGAUCAUCACAGACCUCGCUCCGCCGACACACCUGCCCGUUCCCCUGCAGACGCUGCAGAUGCCUGGCCAGGAUGAGGAGUCCAUGUUGGGCGGUACUAGCCCACCAAACACGGCCCUGAGCGUGGACUCAACUCGGAGCGAAGGCGGACACUUUGACAACAGCGUGCUCCAGCUGCAGGAGCAGGACCACGAGGAAGCUGGGUCACCGGCGUCCCAUGAGCACGGUGGAUGUGGCAGCGGGAUGGACGACCAUAUGGGAGAGGGGGACUGUCCAAUGGACCACAAUGGAGAGGGCAAGCCGAACCUCCCGCAUCACCCCGAUGACAUCAAGCUGCACUUCCAAAGAGCACCUCCUGGGUCGGGGGGCUUCUUAGAGGGGCUGUUUGGCUGCCUGCGGCCUGUGUGGAACAUUAUAGGGAAGACCUACUCUACUGAAUACAAGCUACAACAGCAAGACAUGUGGGAGGUUCCUUUCGAGGAGAUUUCAGAGCUGCAGUGGCUUGGCAGCGGCGCACAGGGUGCCGUCUUCCUGGGCAAGUUUCGCUCCGAGGAGGUGGCUAUCAAGAAGGUGCGAGAGCAGAAGGAGACGGACAUUAAACACCUGCGAAAGCUCAAGCAUCCCAAUAUCAUCAGCUUCAAGGGUGUGUGCACCCAGGCACCUUGUUACUGCAUUAUCAUGGAGUACUGUGCCCAGGGUCAGCUGUAUGAGGUGCUGAGGGCGGGGAGGAAAGUGACCCCAAGGCUGCUGGUGGACUGGGCCACAGGCAUUGCCAGCGGCAUGAACUACCUACACCUGCACAAGAUCAUCCACAGAGACCUCAAGUCUCCCAAUGUUUUGGUGACCCACAACGACACUGUGAAAAUCUCAGACUUUGGCACGUCCAAAGAGCUCAGUGAUAAAAGUACAAAGAUGUCAUUUGCGGGGACGGUGGCCUGGAUGGCCCCAGAAGUGAUAAGAAAUGAGCCUGUGUCUGAAAAAGUAGACAUCUGGUCAUUUGGAGUUGUGUUAUGGGAACUGCUGACUGGAGAGAUUCCCUACAAAGACGUGGACUCCUCCGCCAUUAUUUGGGGUGUCGGCAGCAACAGUCUCCACCUUCCCGUCCCCUCCACGUGCCCGGACGGGUUUAAAAUCCUCAUGAAACAGACAUGGCAGGGAAAGCCCAGGAAUAGGCCGUCGUUUCGUCAGAUUCUUCUACAUCUUGACAUCGCCUCUGCAGAUGUUCUGGGAACUCCUCAGGAGACCUACUUUAAGUCUCAGGCAGAAUGGAGGGAGGAGGUGAAGAAGCAUUUUGAGAAGAUCAAAAGUGAAGGCACCUGCAUCCACAGGCUGGAUGAAGAGCUGAUCCGACGCCGGAGGGAUGAACUCAGGCAUGCGCUGGACAUCCGGGAGCACUAUGAGAGGAAAUUGGAGAGAGCCAACAACCUCUACAUGGAGCUCAGUGCCAUCAUGCUGCAGCUGGAGGUCCGAGAAAAGGAACUGAUGAAUUCUGUGCAUCACCGUAGGAGAGAGCAGGCGGUGGAGAAGAAAUAUCCCGGCAGCUACAAGCGCCACUUAGUCCGACCGAUCGUUAGAUCCAACGCUGUGGAGAAGCUCAUCAAGAAGAAAGGAAGCAUUUCCCACAAACCUGGGAUGCCUCCCACCAAAAGGCCAGACCUGCUUCGCUCUGAUGGCAUCCCUAGCGUAGACCCUCUCCCGUCGCCCUCACCGCUGUCUGCUAGCCCAAAGGUCUCCACCCCUCCUGGCAAAGCCCGGUACCGAAGCAAGCCUCGUCACCGCCGCGCCAACAGCAAAGGAAGCCACAGCGAGUUCUCCGCUGUGCUGAAACCCAUUGCUGGAGCACCAGAAGAAACCCAAUCUCUCCAGGAGCAACCGAUCCACCACCAUCAUCACCACCACCACCACCACCCUCCUCAAACGGAGGGGAAUUUUCUUCCCUUGAAAGGCCGCGAGGAGGCCGUUGUCAAUUGUGCCAACAACCUGCGAUACUUUGGCCCCGCCGCCGCCCUCCGUAGCCCUCAAACUGACCACAUGCAGCGCCGCGUUUCUGGCUCCAGUCCUGACCUCAUUUCCACUGCUGUGGAUGCAGACACGCGACAGCGGACUUCAUCCACCGGCUCCAACCCUGUAUCAGGCGCUGGUGCUGGUUCUUUAUGUCCCUGCUGCCAGGCUCACCCCUUCCCCGGCUGCCUACACUGUCAGGAGACCCCUCCCCCAUCAAGCCACCCAGAGCUGCCGCACUACUCGCUGCUCAACACCCAAGAGGGCACCCAGUCUUCUCUGGGGGCACACAACAAAGACACAGUCUCAGAUGGAGAGACCACAAAGAAGACAGAGACACAGGAACAGGAUGCAUCCCAGCACGCGCACACACUGCCCUCUGCACUGCCCCGCAUUCUCAGGCCGCUCAGGAAGGGUGGUGAUGAGUCAUCUGAAGAAGAAGAGGGAGAGGUGGAUAGUGAAGUGGAGUUUCCAAGGAGACAGAGACCUCAUCGCUGUAUGAGCAGUUUCCAGUCCUACUCUACUUUCAGCUCAGAGAACCUGUCGGUGUCUGACGGAGAGGAAGGAAACACCAGUGACCACUCGCACAGCGGACCCCUGGAGAGGCUGAGCGCCAGUCAGGAGGAACACCUGGACGAGCUGCUGUCCCACACGCCGGACAUCCCCAUCGACAUCUCCACCCAGUCAGACGGCCUCUCUGACAAGGAGUGUGCCGUCCGCAGGGUGAAGACGCAGAUCUCGUUGGGGAAGCUGUGCUCCGACGAACACAGCUACGAGAAUCCGCUACAGUUUGGGGACUCGGACUGUGAUUCGUCAGAAGCCGAGUGCUCCGAUGCCACUAUUAGAAACAACAAAGUCGGGGCUCCUUCCUCGUGGUGAACCUGCCUAAAGGGCUCAUCUUCAUCUUUUUUGCCUGGAGGCCAUCAUGUCCCUCUCUGCUCUGCAGAAAAUACAGCAAUAAGAGGACAAACAUUGUAAACAAAGCUCCCUAUAGCAACGUCCCAUGUAAUCUCUCCCAUAUGAUCCCCACCCCACCCACCCCUCAUCUAGCACAGCAUUCAGGCAACCCAUUGCAGGGAUUCCCUUUUGAAUGAUAAUGUACAAUAGAUAGUUUAACGUUCAUAAUUUAUUUUUGUCUGAGUUCUGAAGGAAAAUUCAGGAACUAUGAAACUUCUCUGAUCUGAACAGAGAGGAAAAAAACAGACAUUUUGAACCCAAGGAAGGGUUUACUGUGUGAUGGAGAGAGACCAGGACUGGAAGAAGGUGCAGAUGAUGACGAUGAUGAUCAUGAUAAUGAUGAGAAGGGCUUAUUGAUCAGAGGAUGAUGGCUUUCAGUGGGGAGAUGCAUAACUGCAGUAGUUGGUCUCUCAGGCGACUGCCCCAGAAUAAAAGCGGCUUUCAACAUCUCACUGUCGUGGACAGAAAUCUCCAAACAACAAGCAAUCGCUCAGCUCAUACUGCAGCCUGACCAACCUGCUUUAUCAUGAGUUUACAGUUUCAAGUCCCAGUACCCCACCUCCUCCGCUUCCACCCCGCCUCCCCACUGUGACUAACGUGGGGAGCAUGGAGCUCAUGGAAAACAUUGUGAACACCAGCAUGAACAACCUGCCUCGCAACUGGAUUUUCUCCCUCCCUGAAACCACCGGAUGUGUCUGUUCUUCAGGAUCCCCCACCCCCCGCCCUCACGUAGCUGUCGAAGCAUGCUUAUGCAGCUCGCGAAAUGAAAACGCUGCCCCAAGACUGCAUGAAGCGGACAGAGCAUCAGAGAUAAAGACGCAGCUGAGAGCUAAAGGAAAAAAAAAAAGAGACUCUUCCUCUCUGACUCUGCUCAUCCUUCUCUUAAAGACAUGCCAACGUCAUCGUCAUCAGCAAUCAGAUGUCACAGGCAGAGUUACUGAGGGAGUUAUCUGUGUAUGAGAGUGUGAGUGAAUGUGAGUGUGACAACACAAAGCCCUUUCCUCUCCAUUAGACAUUACAGUUUCAAGUCUCAUCUCAGGAUCGUUCAAGGACUGUGAAACUGGACUGGACCAAUUAUAUGAAGGAAUGUUUUGGUUUUUUUGUUUUUUUGAGCGGCACAUAUUAAGGACCAUGCAGGAAUACUCGAAAAGGUCUUACAGGUAGCCUUGAUGUUCAACCUUUUAUUGCUGUAACAGACUUUAAUGUGAUGUGGAGACAAGGCAUCCAGGUGCAGUAUCCCAUUUCUUGAAAUCUCCAGGUUUGGCAUUUUCCACGGACCAUUUUCUAGCAGGGUGGGUUAUACCGAUGUCCAAAAUGGUGAUUAUUUGCAAAUUAUAACAGCAAUAACACGAGUGAGAAAGAAGUCGCUUGUUCAGGAUCUUGCAUGUCUAGCUGGCUAGACACAAGCACAGUGACUGGUAGCUAGCGGAGAGCAGCAGGUGUCAGAGAGCUGCUUAUAGAGGCUAUUCUUUUUAAGUCCAGAGUGGGAUUUUAGAAUUUCCUUUACAGCACUUAUAAUACUUAUAUAAACACUAAUCCACAUUUUUUUUUUUCAAUCAAAGUGUGAAUCUUGUAGGCCAGAUUUUUUUUUUUUUUUCUUAAAAUACUUCCUUAUGUAGUCCCAAAGAGUUAAAGAGUUUCUUGGUUAAUCCUUUUUCACCAAACACAUGCAAAUACAGGUUCCUUUGAUCACAUCUUUAAUAAUUUAUCAAUUUAACUCUUUUCACCAUCAGCCCAGCUGCAGGACCCUUUUAGAGGAGCUCUUUAAAUGACCGUAAUUGUGUUACUGUUUGUGCCAGAGACACAAUUCAAAGGGUUUCAGAAAGAAGGGAUCACGAGCUUCACGGGGAUAUUUGUUGUAUCAUGGUACCACAAAGCAUUCACAAGGUACUGAUGGCUGAAUGCGGAGAGUAAAAUCAACUAAGCCUAGAUGUUACCAUGUGCACUUCACUCCUCAACUGAUUUUGGCUUGAGAGAAAAUUCAAAUGGUUCCUGAAAGAUGAAAAUUAUUUUGUCAUGUGUUGUUAUAAGGGGUUAAGAAGCAUAUAGACCAAACUAAAAAUGUAUUAUUUAAAAAAUCUGAAAAAAUGUAGGCUUAUGGUUAACUAAUGUCCUCUGUCCUCCUCAGCACACACACCUACUUAAAUCUGGAUAGUUUAUUCAUUUGUGAUUCAAAAACAAAGUAAAUGCUACACUUCUUCCUAAUAAUUUGGAACAUUAGUGCAUGUAGUAAAGUGCAGUCAGAAGUUUGAAAAAGCAAGAGCUCAAAUCUCCAUCCAUCCAGUUCCUUCUCUUUAUCCGAUUCAGGGUGAUUGGCAGGCUGGAGCCUCACAUUUCACACCUACAGCUAGUUAGGAAUCACCUGUUAACCGAACCUGAAGCCUGCAACGCAGAGGCAGCACAGGGAGAACAUGCAAACUCGACAUGGGGCUUAAAUUUAGAAAAAUCAUAAGUUAAAUGCUAACUUUAAUAUUUUGUCAAGAAUCUGUUCUUGGCGAUGAAUUCCUUUUUGUUUGUGGGUUUAUAGUUGUCUUCAGCAAUAAAAUGCAUGCACGGUUGGUUCGAGGUCUUUCCCUGCAGCUUUCAGGCCAUCUCCGAUCUUUAGUGUGGUGCAGUCCAAUCAUUGUUGCUGCUUUUAGCACAUACCACGGGUGGUUUCAGAAUUUUUGUGUAAUGGUGAGAUGUUUUGCACUUUAGAGUUACAUUUUUUGAAAGACUUCCAAUUCACACAAACAUGCACGUCUGCUUUUUGAAAGGCAGUCAGGACUCGACAUUGUUUUAAAGUAAAAAAGAAAAAAGUAUGAGAAAAAGUCUUAAAAGAAAAUGUUCUCUUUAAUAACAAGGAUACAAACGUGGUCCACUCUUGGCAGUUGUGUGACCGUCAACAGUCAGGAAGAUGGGAUGGUGAUGCACUUGGUGUGUUUUGGCAUAUAAGAACAGCCAUACCUGUAAACUCCAUAUACAUGCAUGGAAAAUCUCAUGAUUACAGAGCUACGUUUCUCAUAAUCCUUCUCCUAAAGCAUAUCUUUAAACAUGUGAUCAGAGAGAAUCUUUAUUUCUAGUAGUGUUUCUGUGAAAGGUGUUAAAAUGUGCUGCUAAACCGUAUGAUAAAGACUAGAUUCAAAACAUUUUGCUGCCAAGUAAGGCGGGGUAAAUAUAUGAAAUUACAAGCGCUGAUUUUUUUUUUUUUUGUUUGUUUGUUUUGCGUUUCUUCGUCCAGCAGAAACAGUUUUCUGAGUUUUUCUGAAUAUAGCUGUUAAAAUGCCCCAUUUUUGUGGCCACGUCUUUGCUGCUUUGAUGCUCAGGUUUUGUGCAAGAGCAAUAUAUGGGCAGCCACUAGAUGGCGACAGUUAGGCUUGUGUUAUGUAAAUAUCCUGACUCCAUCCUCUUUUUCUGACUAACAUAAUUUAAUUCCUUUAACUCCUGAUGAUUAUCCAGAGCAAUAUUACUUUUUACCUCUCUGGUUGUCGCUGAAAAGGGAUACUGCAUCUGUGAGAGAGCUCUUUCUUUUGUUUUGCUUUUAAUAAGCCCCAUUUUUUUUGUCAUCAUCCUCACUGAUCUGAUCUUCAAGCUGACAAACAGCCAGCCAGGGUUGAAUUUAACGAUAAUGAUGUCAAGCCGCCGGCUCGAGCGUGUGCAGACGGCUGAGAUUCUGUGUAUAAAGGAACAUAAGCCAGAGACGAAGCCACGGAGCACCGGGCUGCUCUCGGUUUUCAGCGACCUCAUCUCAGUGUUACUCCUGUACAUAAACACCUGUAAAUGUCAUGUGACCCAUUAUCGCCUCCCUCCCUCUCUCUCUCUCUCUCCCUCUCUCUCUCUUUGUCAUUGCACAGCUCUGGCAAAGCCUCGAGCUUGAUGACCAGCGACUGGUUGAGCAGGAAAUUCUUUAAGUCUGUCCCACAUCAGUAUUGAACACUACAGGAGGGUGUGAGUCAUAAACCUGAGCAGCACAAGGUGAUUAUUAACACCGAUGGACGGUCUGCCUUUUGCUCAUCGGCUUCGGAAAGGCUGCCUUUCCUCGAGCCUCCUCCUUCACUCUUGUUUACGUUUGUGUGAAAUAACCCAGCGUGUUGUAAUGACGGGGUAAUCCGAUCAAGCUGUUAAUAACAUUAUCUUUCUGGCGUAUAUCCUGUGAAGUAUGAUUGUUGUGUAGUUUUAAUUUAAUUUUGAUCUUUGUUUUUUUUGUUUUUGUUUUUUCUUUGUAGCUGGCCUACAUGAUUGUUGAAUUUAAUUUAUUUUGGAUGACUGGUGAGGAGGAGUAGUGUUCUUUUUAAUUUCAGGCAGCUUCAGAAAUGUCACGACCUACGACUUCUCUCCUGGAAAGUAUUAUUUAAAGGAAGCACAAUGAAUUGGUCAGGGAAGAGGACAGUAUUUGUGUGUGUGGUUGAACAAAAGCAUCGUCAUGUCACGUUGACCCUGCAGGGGACCAUUCGUCAUUUAGCUUUGAUUUAGCAGACUUUACAUCAGUAAUUAUCUCAUCGUAGGCUGUUAGGAACCACUUCCAAACAUAAGUCAGUCGGUGGGCUGUCUCUGCAGUGUAAAUGAGGCGUGAAGCCUGGAGGCAUGCGAGAUGCUGACCUCGGUACAUCUGCAGUGACCCCCACUUCCUCUCAUUCUUACUGGGGAAAAAAAACAACAACUUGCAUUCAAAUUUCUGUGAAAUCGUCUCUCUAACCGUGGACAUCCUGUUGCCUUGUCCUGUGUUAUCGGACUCAUGUUUCUUUGUUACUCGUUUCUAUCCUCUUUCCUGUUGAAAGGCAUUAUGAUCAACCAAUCCUGUCAAUUUCCUGUAUUAUCCAGUGUACAGUGCAACGAGUAACUGGGAGAACUAAAUCAGCGCAAACAACUGCAUGGAAUAAAUGCUGUACUGUACCCAAA